Leptinotarsa decemlineata (Colorado potato beetle) is the source of this 3319-nucleotide messenger RNA. RefSeq lists its product as uncharacterized. The record is from RefSeq and is a predicted model, not a curated record. NCBI's taxonomy places the organism in Eukaryota, Metazoa, Arthropoda, Insecta, Coleoptera, Chrysomelidae. Gene Ontology annotation, cellular component: nucleus. Gene Ontology annotation, biological process: poly(A)+ mRNA export from nucleus.
GGUAGACAGGUGACAGGUACACGGACAAUGACGUCACUGGAUAGGUACUAGUACGAAGCAAAUAAAUAGAGGCAUUAUUUUUAAAGCUAAAUAGUAAUCAAGAUAUUGUUGUAAAUGGUACGUUCUGGCAAGCCGUUCGUCUAACUAUGGAAUCCAUAAGUGAAGGUUAUGAUCAAGUGGAUGGAAAAAGUUCUCCAGUGAGUGACAAAUCUCGUUCACCAUCUGUUGAGUCUAAUAAAUCUGCUAAGAGUAUUUCACGGUCACGUUCAAUAAGCCCUCAAGUGACUGAUAAUAUUAAUGGAGAUGCUGAAAGUGCUGUUGGCAUCAGAGCAUCUAGAUCUAGAUCCAAGUCUGGUUCACCCCGAUCAAGAUCUGGCAGCCGAGCAGAUUCUAAGGGUUCUAGAUCAAGAUCAAAUUCUGGAGACUCGAACCGUUCCAGAUCUAGAUCUCGCUCAGGCUCACCAAAAUCAAGAAAAUCUAAAUCCAGAUCUCGUUCUGGAUCAGCGGAACUAAACACAUCGAAAGAAACUGCUAAAUCCAGGUCAUCUAGAUCACGUUCUGGAUCAGCAAAAUCAAGGUCAAGGUCACGUUCAGGAUCGGCAAAGGCAGCAUCAAGGUCAAGAUCACGUUCCAAGUCAGCAAAGUCGAGGUCUAGGUCACGUUCAGGAUCAGCAAAGGCAGCAUCUCGGUCGAGAUCACGUUCUGGGUCAGCAAAGUCGAGGUCUAGAUCACGUUCUGGGUCAGCAAAGUCGAGGUCAAGAUCACGUUCUGGAUCAGCAAAAUCGAGGUCUAGAUCACGCUCUGGAUCGGCAAAGUCAAGGUCUAGAUCACGUUCUGGAUCAGCAAAAGCCCAAUCAAGAUCUAGGUCACGUUCUGGGUCCGUUAAAUCAGGACCCGGGUCAAGAAAAUCAAGGUCUAGGUCUCGGUCUGGUUCAGCAAAAGCUGCGUCAAGGUCUAAAUCACGUUCUGGCUCCAGGAAAUCCAGAUCGGGUUCAAGGAAAUCUAGAUCAGGCUCAAGAAAGUCUAGAUCGGGAUCUAGGAAGUCUCGAUCAGGCUCCAGGAAUUCUCGAUCAGGAUCCAGAAAAUCUAAAUCUCGGUCUAGAUCGAGAUCACGUUCAGGAUCGGCAAGAGCAGCUUCUAGGUCAAGGUCUGGUUCAAGAAAAUCUAGGUCAAGAAGCGGAUCAAGAAAGUCAAGAUCAGGUUCUAGAGCAUCAAGAUCAGGAUCUCGAAGAUCAGGAUCACGUUCAAGGUCCGGUUCCAGGAGAUCUCGAUCCGGAUCUAGAAGGUCUAGGUCGGGAUCGGCACGGUCAAGAUCCAGAUCAGGCUCAAGGCGAUCAAGAUCAGGCUCGGCUAGAUCCAGAUCUGGCUCAAGAAGGUCAAGAUCAGGUUCGAGGAGAUCGAGAUCAGGUUCAGCAAGGUCACGUUCAGGGUCGAGAUCUAGAUCACGAUCAGGAUCACGCAAAUCAAGAUCCGGGUCUAGAAGAUCAAGAUCUGGUUCCAGAAAAUCGAGGUCAGGAUCGAGAAGAUCUGGUUCAAGAGUAUCACGAUCGGGUUCGAGAAAGUCAAGGUCGGGUUCGAGGAGGUCAAGAUCAGGUUCGAGGAGGUCAAGAUCAGGUUCGAGGAGGUCAAGAUCAGGUUCGAGGAGAUCAAGAUCGGGUUCGAGAAGAUCAAGGUCAGGCUCAAAACGGUCGCGGUCUGGUUCCGCAGUUUCAAGGAGAUCUAGGUCCAGAUCUCGUAGGUCAAGAUCAGGUUCUCAAAGAUCUGGAUCUAAUAGGUCCAGGAAUUCACGCUCCAGGUCAAGGUCUGGUUCUCGCUCAGGAGAUGAAGCUAAAAGGGGUCGUAAACGUGCUCUGCUAUCAGAUUCGGAAGAUGAAGGGGAGUCGCAGCCAAAAGCAAAGAAGAUGUUGGUCAGUGAUGAGGAAGAUGGUGCAGGUCCAUCAGAACCACAAAACGAAACGGUUCCAGAAGAAAACGAAGCACCUCCUCCUCAAGAAGAUUACGAUUCCGAUGAAGGAGUUGAUAGGAGCGGUCGGAGUGAUAAUAAUGGAUUAUCAGAUUUUGAUGCUAUGUUGCAAAGGAAAAGGGAAGAGGGUUCUAAAAGAAGAAAAAGAAAAGACAUCGAUAUUAUUAAUGAUAAUGAUGAUAUCAUAGCUGGGCUACUUGGUGACAUGAGAAAUGCAGCAGAGGAAGACCGAAAAUUGAACCAGAUGAUGAAACCAGCAACAAAAAAAAUUGGAAUGUUGGCUAAAGUGAUGUCUCAACUAAAAAAGCAUGAUUUGCAACUGGCAUUUAUAGAACACAAUGUGCUGAAUGUUCUUACCGAUUGGCUGGCACCAAUGCCCGAUAGAUCAAUGCCUUCUCUGCAAGUCAGGGAAGCUCUCUUGAAGCUAUUAUCAGAUUUUCCCAGAGUCGAUCAGUCAACUCUCAAACAAUCAGGUAUCGGAAAAGCUGUGAUGUACUUGUAUAAGCACCCAAAAGAAACAAAAGAGAACAGAGAGAGGGCCGGACGAUUAAUCAGUGAAUGGGCCAGGCCUAUAUUCAAUUUGUCUACAGAUUUCAAAGCUUUGAGCAAAGAGGAGAGAUUCCAGAGAGACUAUGAGCAGAGGGGAACAAAGAGAAGGAAAUCGGAAGAGCAGACAGCCCAAGAGAGAAAAGAACUCAAUCAAGCCUUGAACGCCGAGGGAAAACCUCUCAGACCUGGAGAAAAAGGUUGGGUUGCCAGAGCAAGAGUUCCUGUACCCUCCAAUAAGGAUUACCUAAACAGGCCUAAAUGGCAGUCCGAAGUUGAUAUUAGUAGGCAAACGAAGAAGGGACUCAACAGAUUUGAGAAGCAUUAUAAAAAUUUCUUGGACGGCAAGAGGCUUAAGCAAACUAGGAGGGCUGUCGAAAUAUCGAUAGAAGGAAGAAAAUUAGCAUUGUAAAUAAAUUGUAUAUUUUUCAGUGAUAUAUUUUAUUUCCUUAUUGUUUUAACAUUGAAUGAUGAUGAAAACCAAAUUUGAGCAACUGUUGUUAUUUUAAUUUGAGUUGUUAUUCUUAGACCUGAUGCUGAUUUUAGUUUGACUUCCAUAUUAUUUUAUUGGAUCUUCUUUCGAUUCAGCAAUGCUAAGUUAUUUUGUACUGAUAUGUAUUAAAAAUAAAUGUUAUAUAGGUAUGUUAUUUUUAAGAAUGUAUUAUAUUAUUUGAAGCUUAGUUCAAGAAGAUCUGAGAUUGACGAGAUCGACAAUACUUUUUUUUGUUCAUCACGUUUUCAGAAUUCACAAUCAUAGAACUUCGUGGACUCAGCAAAAUGAGAAACUACAAUAAAUUCUUUCAAAAUUUC